Molecule: messenger RNA, 1626 nt
Organism: Rotaria sordida
Lineage: Eukaryota; Metazoa; Rotifera; Eurotatoria; Philodinida; Philodinidae
Source: the annotation of a GenBank genome assembly
AUGGAAAAUGCAUCUGUUCAAUUGAAUGAUUUACCUGAUGAAAUUCUUAUGAUGAUUUUUAAAAAAUUACAUAAUAUUACUCUACUUUAUUCUUUAUCAGAUGUUAAUAUACGUUUAAAUAAAAUAGUACAUGACUCCAUUUUUACCAAUCGUUUGACUUUCGUAAAUUUUGUACCAAGUCGUUUGAUUUCGCAAAUAUAUUCUCCAAAAUAUUUUGUUUGUCCAUUACCUGAUUUAGUACUUGAUCGUUUUUGUUCACAUAUAUUAUCUAAAAUUCAUCAAAAAGUAAAAUGGCUUGAUAUUGAAUCGUCAUCGAUGGAACGUAUUCUUUCUACAAAUUAUCCUAAUUUAGUUGGAAUUGCUUUGUAUAAUAUUCACUUAGAAAAUGUUGUACAUCUAUUUUCUGAUGUACGUCUUUUCACUUCUACCUACAAAAAACAAAUUUCAUCACUUGUUAUCGAUAUUAAAGCAAGUGGAGAAGGAAAUCCAACACGAGAUAAAAAUAUAGUUUUAUUUACUCAUAUAUUUAAUACAUUUCCUAAUUUACAAACAUUAAAUAUUGGUCCAUCUUCAAUUUGGUAUCAAUAUUUAUCCUUUGAUAUGUCACCUCCAACUGUUAUCUCUUCGACUCUGUUAGAAUUAUAUGUUUGUUUGGUUAACUUUAGCGAUUGCCUUUAUUUACUUGAUGGACGUUUCAAUCAGCUUCAUACAUUUCAUGUUGAUAUUGAUUUUAUUACUUCUUCGCGUUCAAUAAUCAAUAAUAAGGAAAAACUGCCUAAUCUAAAAUCGUUUAAACUGUAUUGUGAUUUCGAUACAGAGUUUUAUUAUGAAUUAAUUUUACCACUUUUACAUCGAAUGUCGAAUUUAGAAAAACUUGAUUUGGCUCUUAUAGUUUUGACAAAGAAAACACUUAUUGAUGGUAAUAAUUUGAAGUUAAAUAUUAUAAAUUAUUUGCCAUUGUUAAAUAAAUUUACAUUUAAUAUUCAUUCAUCAACUAGUUUUUAUACUAAAUUUAAUUUACCAUCUAAUGAAUAUAUUCAAGAAACAUUCAAAGAUUUUAAAAAUAAACAAAUUAUUUCUUCUAUUGAUUAUUUCGAAGAAAAAGAAUAUAGUCAAUGUCAUAUUUAUUCAUAUCCAUAUCAAUUGAUAUAUUACAAUAAUAUAACAAAUAAUUUUCCAGGUGGAAUAUUUGAAUGCGUUCGUGAAAUAUCAUUAUUUGAUGAACGUUCAUUUGAACAUGAAUUUUUUUUUCAAAUUUUUCAAUCAUUUCUAUUCUUGGAAAAAUUAACUUUAAUUAAUCAAAAACCACAAAAUAAUAAACAAUUAAGAAAAUCAAAAAAUCAAAAUCAAAAUUUAUCAAUCAUUCAAUAUCCUUAUCUUUUGAAACUUGAUAUUUCUGAAGCUCACAAAGAUUAUCACGAACAAUUUUUAUUUGAUAACAAAACAUGUUUACCAAAUAAUGUUCGUGUUAGUAUGAAUUAUCGACUAGUGAAAAAAGUGACACGCAAUUUUCGAAGAAUCACAACACGAAGUAAUUGUGCAAAAAUGAAUUCUGUAAUUUUUCUCGAGAAAUCAAAGUUUCCUGAUCAUUUAAAAGAUUAUUUUCCUCAUGCGCAAAUUUCUUGA